UAAAACAUCUGUAUCUGCAUCACAUCAGGGAUAUCAGCACUGGGGCCAACCCCUCUUAAGCGUAUUUUUCAGGACUUAAAGCAAGAAUAAAGGAAAAGCAUCAAAUUAGUGAAAAACUGUAGCAAGUACACAAAGACAGCAUAACAGUACCAAAAACUGCAAUAACGCUAUAAUUAUAGAGAAGUUAGAGAAAUUGGCAGCAGUCUUGAGACAAAAAGAUUCGACAUGAUGGAAAUUACAAUACUACCAGAUGAUGAUGUUAAAAAUCAUGCUGAACGAAGAGAAAAGCUUCCAACAUUCAAGGAACUCAUAUUCGAUUUUGCAGACAAUACAACGCUCCACGGCCUUCCACGAGCUUUAAAAGCUAGCGUGAAUGUGUUUCGUAGAAUUGUAUGGCUUAGUAUAUUUUUCGGUUGUUUUGGAUAUUUCACUUUUCAGGUAGUGGAACUUAUCAAGGACUACAACAAAUGGCCGGUUCUGAUCAAGAGCGAGAUUAAACUACAGACGUAUAUGAAAUUUCCUGCUGUGACAAUAUGCAAUAUUAACAUGUUGCGCAAAAGUAAAAUACAAGGGACUGUGUUCCAAAGCUUAGUUGACCUGGAUAGAGUCACGAUGUCUAAAUCUGCAAGAGAAAGAAAGAGACAAAUUGAUCAUGAGCACGAUGAAACAAUAACUACAACUGAUCAAACUACAGUUACUGAUUCAACAACAGCUGCAACUGAUCUAACUACAGCUACUGAUGCAACAACAGCUGCAACUGAUCAAACUACAGUAACUGAUGCAACAACACCUACAACUGAUCAAACUACAGCUACUGAUGCAACAACAGCUGCAACUGAUCAAACUACAAUUACUGAUGCAACAACAGCUGCAAUUGAUCAAACUACAAUUACUGAUGCAACAACAGCUAUAACUGAUCGAACUACAAUUACUGAUUCAACAACAGUUAGAACUGAUCAAACUACAGCUACUGAUGCAACAACAGCUGCAACUGAUCAAACUACAAUUACUGAUGCAACAACAGCUGCAACUGAUCAAACUACAAUUACUAAUGCAACAAUAGCUACAACUAAUCAAACUACAGUCACUGAUUCAAGUACAGCUACAACUGAUCAAACUACAGUUACUAAAUCAACAGCAGCUAUAACUGAUCAAACAACAAUUACUGAUCAAACUACAAUUACUAAUGCAACAACAACUGCAACUGAUCAGACUUCAACUACUGAUACAACAACAGCUAUGACUGAUCAAACUACAAUUACUGAUGCAAACACAACGACAACUGAUCAAACUACAAUUACUGAUGCAACAACACCUACAACAGAUCAAACUAUAGUUACUGAUUCAACAAUUACUAUUACUGAUCAAACUACAAUUACUGAUACAAACACAACGACAACUGAUCAAACUACAAUUACUGAUGCAAACACAACGAUAACUGAUCAAACUACAAUUACUGAUGCAACAACAGCUGCAACUGAUCAAACUACAAUUACUGAUUCAACAAUAGCUAUAUCUGAUCAAACUACAAUUACUGAUGCAAACACAACGACAACUGAUCAAACUACAAUUACUGAUGCAACAACAGCUGCAACUGAUCAAACUACAAUUACUGAUUCAACAAUAGCUAUAACUGAUCAAACUACAGUUACUAAUUCAACAAUAGCUAUAACUGAUCAAACUACAAUUACUGAUUCAACAACAGCUAUAACUGAUCAAACUACAGUUACUAAUUCAACAAUAGCUAUAACUGAUCAAACUACAAUUACUGAUGCAACAACAGCUGCAACUGAUCAAACUACAAUUACUGAUUCAACAACGGCUAUAACUGAUCAAACUACAGUUACUUAUUCAACAAUAGCUAUAACUGAUCAAACUACAAUUACUGAUGCAACAACAGCUGCAACUGAUCAUACUACAAUUACUGAUUCAACAACAGCUAUAACUGAUCAAACUACAGUUAAUGAUGCAACAACAGCUGUAACUGAUAAAACUACAAUUACUGAUUCAACAACAGUUAUAACUGAUCAAGCUACAGUUACUGAUGCAACAACAGCUAUAACCGAUCAAACUACAAUUACUGAUUCAACAACAGUUAUAACUGAUCAAACUCCAAUUACUAAUUCAACAACAGUUAUAACUGAUCAAACUACAGUUACUGAUUCAACAACAGUUAUAACUGAUCAAACUACAAUUACUGAUUCAACAACAGUUAUAACUGAUCAAACUACAAUUACUGAUGCAACAACAGCUGCCACUGAUCAAACUACAGUUACUGAUGCAACAACAGCUAUAACCGAGCAAACUACAAUAACUGAUGCAACAACAGCUGCAACCGAUCAAACUACGAUUACUGAUUCAACAACAGCUAUAACUGAUCAAACUACAGUUACCGAUGCAACAACAGCUAUAACCGAUCAAACUACAAUUACUGAUACAACAACAGCGAUAACUGAUCAAACUACAAUAAGUGAUGGAACAACAGCUGCAACCGAUCAAACUACAGUUACUAAUUCAACAAUAGCUAUUACUGAUCAAACAACAGUUACUGAUUCAACAACAGCUACAAAUAAUCAAACUACAAUUACUGAUGCAACAACAACUGCAACUGAUCAAACUACAAUUACUGAUUCAACAACAGCUGCAAUUGAUCAAACUACAAUUACUGAUGCAACAACAGCUAUAACUGAUCGAACUACAAUUACUGAUUCAACAACAGCUGCAACUGAUCAAACUACGAUUACUGAUUCAACAACAGCUAUAACAGAUCAAACUACAAUUACUGAUUCAACAACAGCUACAAAUAAUCAAACUACAAUUACUGAUGCAACAAGAACUACAACUGAUCAAACUACAAUUAUUGAUUCAACGACAGCUGCAACUGAUCAAACUACAGUUACUGAUUCAACAAUAGCCGCAACUGAUCAAACUACAAUUACUGAUUCAAAAACAGAUGUAACUGAUCAAACUUCAAUUACGGAUUCAACAACAGCUACAGUUACUGAUUUAACAACAGCUACAAUUGAUCAAACUACAGUUACUGAUUCAGCAACAGCUGCAACUGAUCAAACUACAGUUACUGAUUCAACAACAGGUACAACUGAUCAAGCUACAGUUACUGAUUCAACAACAGCUGCAACUGAUCAAACUACAGUUACUGAUUCAACAACAGCUACAACUGAUCAAACUACAGUUACUGAUACAACAUUAGCUUCAACAGAUCAAGCUACAGUUACUGAUUCAACAACCGCAACAACUGACCAAACUACAAAUGCUAAUGUAUUGACAGUUACAACUGAUCAAACUACAAAUGCUGAUGCAUCGGCAGUAACAACUGAUCAAAUUACAACUGCUGAUGCAUCGACAUUUACAACUGAUCAAACUACAAUUACUGAUGCAACAACAGCUGCAACUGAUCAAACUACAAUCAGCGAUGAAACAACAGCUGCAACAAAUCAAACUACUGAUGCAACAACAACUGCAACUGAUCAAACUACGAAUGCUGAUGCAUCGACAGUUACAACUGAUCAAACCACAAAUGCUGAUACAUCGACAGUAACAACUGAUCAAACUACAAAUGCUGAUGCAUCGACAGUUACAACUGAUCAAAUUACAAAUGCUGAUGCAUCGAUAGUUACAACUGAUCAAACUACAAAUGCUGAUGCAUCGACAGUUACAACUAAUCAAACUACAAAUACUGAUGCAUCGACAGUUACAACUGAUCAAACCACAAAUGCAGAUACAUCGACAGUUACAACUGAUCAAACUACGAAUGCAGAUGCAUCGACAGUUACAACUGAUCAAACUACGAAUGCAGAUGCAUCGACAGUUACAACUGAUCAAACUACGAAUGCUGAUGCAUCGACAUUUACAACUGAUCAAACUACAAAUGCUGAUGCAUCGACAGUUACAACUGAUCAAACCACAAAUGCUGAUGCAUCGGCAGUUACAACUGAUCAAACUACGAAUGCUGAUGCAUCGACUGUUACAACUGAUCAAACCACAAAUGCUGAUACAUCGACAGCUACAACUGAUCAAACUACGAAUGCUGAUGCAUCGACAGUUACAACUGAUCAAACUACAAAUGUUGAUGCAUCGACAGUUACAACUGAUCAAACUACGAAUGCUGAUGCAUCGACAGUUACAACUGAUCAAACUACAAAUGCUGAUACAUCGACAGUUACAACUAAUCAAAUUACAAAUGCUGAUGCAUCGACAGUUACAACUGAUCAAAUUACAAAUGCUGAUGCAUCGACAGUUACAACUGAUCAAAUUACAAAUGCUGAUACAUCGACAGUUACAACUGAUCAAACUACGAAUGCUGAUGCAUCGACAGUUACAACUGAUCAAAUUACAAAUACUGAUGCAUCGACAGUUACAACUGAUCAAACUACGAAUGCUGAUGCAUCGACAGUUACAACUGAUCAAACUACGAAUGCUGAUGCAUCGGUAGUUACAACUGAUCAAACUACGAAUGCUGAUGCAUCGACUGUUACAACUGAUCAAACCACAAAUGCUGAUACAUCGACAGUUACAACUGAUCAAACUACGAAUGCUGAUGCAUCGGUAGUUACAACUGAUCAAACUACGAAUGCUGAUGCAUCGACUGUUACAACUGAUCAAACCACAAAUGCUGAUACAUCGACAGUUACAACUGAUCAAACUACGAAUGCUGAUGCAUCGACAGUUACAACUGAUCAAACUACAAAUGAUGAUGCAUCGACAGUUACAACUGAUCAAACUCCGAAUGCUGAUGCAUCGACAGUUACAACUGAUCAAACUACGAAUGCUGAUGCAUCGGUAGUUACAACUGAUCAAACUACGAAUGCUGAUGCAUCGACUGUUACAACUGAUCAAACUACAAAUGCUGAUACAUCGACAGUUACAACUGAUCAAACUACGAAUGCUGAUGCAUCGACAGUUACAACUGAUCAAACUACAAAUGAUGAUGCAUCGACAGUUACAACUGAUCAAACUCCGAAUGCUGAUGCAUCGACAGUUACAACUGAUCAAAUUACAAAUGCUGAUGCAUCGACAGUUACAACUGAUCAAAUUACAAAUGCAGAUGCAUCGACAGUUACAACUGAUCAAAUUACAAAUACUGAUGCAUCGACAGUUACAACUGAUCAAACUACGAAUGAUGAUGCAUCGACAGUUACAACUGAUCAAACUACGAAUACUGACCAUAAUACAACAAACGCUAUAAGUGAAGGCUAUACCACUAGUGUCGGUGUUUCAUCUGAUACAGUAACGCCUAUUGCAAACAAUACUUCCUGCUCUUGUAUCUGUCCAGAUACUUGCGCCACCGACAAAACCCCAAGUACAACAACUAAAGACACAACCGUAAAUCCAAUUGACGAAGUCACCGCUCCAACAGUACAGAAAAAUGAUGAAAGACCGUUGUCGGAAUCAGGCUAUAACGAGCCUUUUAUCUUCAAGGAAUCGCCAUUUAUGAAGAUCAAGGACCCAAAUAACUUCGUUGAGAUAUUAAAUCUUUCAGCCGCCGGUGAUUUGAGCGAUACGAUUGGAAUGGCAACCCCCACAUCGCUUCAGCUUGACGAUUAUGGACACAAUGUGUCAGAUUUGGUGGCUCUCUGUACAAUCGAUGGGAAGAACUGCAAUAUGACCAGCGACCAUUGGCUAGAGAGUUACAACAAGUAUUAUGGCAAAUGCUACACCUGGAACAGUGCGAUUAACAAACCGGGAGGAGAACGAUCCCUUCUAACAACUAAUUUUGGAUCACGUUAUGGUCUGAGACUCACGUUAAACGUCGAGCAAGAUGAAUACACAGGCCUUCUCUCCCCAACUUACGGAGUCAGGGUAUCAGUGCAUGAUAACCCCGUCGUUUCGUAUCCUGAAAGCGAGGGUUUAACCGUGUCUGUAGGCAAUGAGAUGCUCAUUCGAACCCGCUUGAGCAAAUACGAACGUCAAACUUAUCCAUAUCCAUCAAAUUGCAUGAACGGAAAUGAAAAGUCUGCCACAAAGCCUAAUCGUGGAGAUUAUACAGUACUUGGAUGCAUGAUGGAUUGUCUAGAGGCGAAGCUUUUUGAAAGAUGUAAAUGUUUCGAUAGAAUAGUGGACGAAGACGAGCACAGGUGCAGCUAUUUCAACAGAACGGAAGAACUAUGUCGUCAGAAAGUUUACUAUGAUUACAACACCGGCAAACUCGACUGCAAUUGCCCGGCGAAAUGCAGAGAAAGUAAGUAUGACAUUUCGACGUCUGUUUCUUCGUGGCCAAGCCAGCAUCAUGAUUAUUAUCUGCUCGAACGACUAAAAGGAGGGAACGAUAUUACACUGGACGAAAUCAAAAACAAUAUACUUCGGGUGCAUAUCUACUUUGACGAUUUCAACGAAGAAACGGUGAAAGAAGUGCCAGUGUAUACGCUGAGUGGCCUAUUGAGUAACAUUGGCGGCACUAUGGGAUUAUUUAUUGGACUCUCUUUAUGUACAGUCGGAGAGUUUUUGGAACUGAUAUUGGAAAUAAUUAUUUUAUUCUGUAAGAAAUGCUCAAGGAUGUUACAAAAUAACAGAGUAAACACUCUAUAAAACUAGGAAUGUCUUCUUCACUCACACACUCGUUUGACAGUACCGUCAAUAGGAUAUAGUUACUUAGGUCCAAAGCCUUCUAUAUAGAGACUCGAGUAAGGAUAUACAAGGGGCGAUCCAUAUA
Molecule: messenger RNA, 6670 nt
Organism: Owenia fusiformis
Lineage: Eukaryota; Metazoa; Annelida; Polychaeta; Sabellida; Oweniidae
Source: the annotation of a GenBank genome assembly